This is a messenger RNA of Paramuricea clavata, 1101 nucleotides long. The record is from the annotation of a GenBank genome assembly. Lineage: Eukaryota; Metazoa; Cnidaria; Anthozoa; Malacalcyonacea; Plexauridae.
AUGAAAGUGACUUUGGCAAGAGAUGUUGUUUACAAUAUGGAGAAUGGACAGAAUGCUCAGGUUAGGCAUGGCCAGAAAUCACGCGGACAUGAAUAUUCUGCUUCUUUGCUAAUUUGCAUAGCAUGUUGAAAUAUGUAUUUAACAGUAAACUGCAAAUCAUAUUACGCGAUGUUGUAAAUCUGAGAAAACGUGAUCUGCUAAUUAGUAAGGAAGUAGAAUAAAUUAUGCCUGUGAUUUCUGGCCACAGUUUCGAAAUUUGCAUUAUAAUACUAUUUCUCCACUACAAAACAACAAAGAAGUCUAAAGGCUCGUUUACACUUGGAAUUUUUGUUGCGAUUUCUAGUGCGAUUUUCUCCUUGUGAUGCACGUGAACGAGUAGGUGAGUUACGAAUGUUCGGAGUACACAGGUACCUUCAUCUGAACAUUCAUAAUUUGUCCACUCGUUCACAUCCGUCAGAAGAAGAAAAUCGCAUUUAUAAUCGCAGCAAAAAUUGCCAGUGUAUAUAAACCAGCCUUAAGACGAUUGUGAACAUGCAUAUCGCACGAUCUAUAACUAAUUGCAGAGAGCCUGUACAUGUUCAAAUGAGCACGCUAAUAACCGAAAUUUCUCACCUGCUUAUGAUCUCACCUCGAAGUAAUUUUACUAUUAAACCGUUUCCAUCGCAUGCAUUCAGACGAGGAAGCGUCCGUCUGCGUAAACAUAGGUUUUCAUAUGAACACGCCACCCCGCUUAUAUCAUAUCGAGAUGAAAAAACAAAAAUCCGAAUUUCCAUUUUCUCGAUUAAAACAUGUUGCUAAACUUCAUAUUAAUGCACGACGGAAAUACUCGUCCCAUUGGAAGUGAACGUGACGUCUCAGUAAACUUAAUCAUAUAAACAGCCCCUAAAUAUUCGCGUUAUGUGAAUGCUGGACUGAACGACCGUCUGAUUCAAAUAUAGACAUAUUUUACACAUUCUUUGCUUACCAAUUAACCAUGUUUCACCACAGGAGUCUGCAGAAAGUGCCUUGAAGAAAAUGAAAGAUCUUGUCAAUGGGCAUGGUGGUGUAAUUGCGAUUGACAAAUAUGGAAAUUUUGGUAAGGCCUUCAAUACUGAUAAGAUG